AUGAAGAUAAACAGUAUACAAGCAGAAAAGCAGGUAGAGGCUGCUGUAACAGAUCCUGCACCUUCCUCUAGCUCAAAAGUUGAUAUGAAUUCUGCCAUGGAUAUGGAAACGGAUGGAAAACACUUGCCAUGCGUGAUGGGUAUUAGAUUCAAUCCUGCCUCUCAACUACCUAUUAAACUCAAUGAUAGUGCCAACUUUCCAAUCUGGAAAGAGCAAAUGACCAUGUUACUUGAUGGCCAUGGUCUAAUGGGUCAUCUAACAGAAAACACUGUUGCUUCCACUGUUGUCUCUGCCGAUUCUUCAAAACAAACAUGGAUACUUUUGCAUACUCUUCACGCCAACAAAAGCCACACACGGAUUUACAGUCUCAAAGAUCAACUAACUCGUGUUAUAAAAGGAUUAACAGGAGUUUUUCAAUAUUUACUUGAGAUAAAAAUGAUCUCUGAUGAACUUGCUAUUGUGGGUGCUCCCAUUUCAUACGAAGAGUUAACGGUUAAUAUUCUCAGUGGUCUCAAUUCUGAUUUCAAGGAAGUCUCAGCUUCUAUUCGCACAUGCGACACCCCGGUUGAGUACGAGGUGUUAUUUCAAAAGCUUCUUGACCAUGAAUAG
Messenger RNA from Gossypium arboreum, 609 nucleotides. RefSeq lists its product as uncharacterized. The coding region runs from base 1 to 609 and encodes 202 amino acids. The record is from RefSeq and is a predicted model, not a curated record. The transcript has 4 exons. NCBI's taxonomy places the organism in Eukaryota, Viridiplantae, Streptophyta, Magnoliopsida, Malvales, Malvaceae.